Molecule: messenger RNA, 2769 nt
Organism: Malaya genurostris
Lineage: Eukaryota; Metazoa; Arthropoda; Insecta; Diptera; Culicidae
Gene: Wnt10
Product: protein Wnt-10a
Exons: 6
Coding region: 821-2041 (406 amino acids)
Biological process (GO): cell fate commitment; neuron differentiation; canonical Wnt signaling pathway
Cellular component (GO): extracellular region
Molecular function (GO): cytokine activity; frizzled binding
Source: RefSeq, a predicted model, not a curated record
UCCGCACGUUUGACGGGACGAGGUGUACUUCUGUUCCGCUUUUUUUUGCUCUUUAUCGGUGGGUGUAUCCGGUUUUCGUUUGGCGGUGUUUCUAUGAUCAGUUAGUUGUUGAAGUGUUGUGUUUGUGUAAACUGAUAUAUUUAUGGAAUGUCGACUAUCUUUACUCUGUAUAUUAUUACUGGAUGCCCUGUGCAAUGUAGAUGUGAUCUGCUGAUAAUUGCAACAAUGGUGACAAUCAAUCAAAAGUAAUACUCUUCAUGAAUUUUGUGAUGGAAGUGAAAUAAUAGUGGUGUCGUUUCUAUUGCCCAGCACCCCGGACCGAGAGCGAGAGAAAAACCAUUUUUUGUGUGUGUGUUUGUGUAUGUGACUCAGACUGUACUGCAGCCUCGCUGUGGAAAAGAAGGAAAAUAUCGACUAGGAGGCAAAAAAUCAGAUAUUUCCAAUCACCUCACCGAACACUGUUUGCACCCGUGGAAGACCCAGAUGCGUGUGUCUAGUGAUAAUUGACUUGCUAUCGGUUCCGGAAGUGACGUUUCUGACACAUUUCUAACACCACAGCGAAAAUGUGGUGCCACUGUUAGUGAUUCCGGAGGAUCAGUUCUAUUUCUUUUUUUCUCGGAUCGUUCAAUUUCGUUCAAGUGUUUCGGAAAAGUUGAUUGCAAUGCGAAUAAAAUAUCGAGACGAAUUAGCAAACAAUCAGAACCUGGUGCAAUGGAUCAUUUCCUUCGACGUUGACUGUGUAGACCGGAUAGCCACCAAAAUCGGCACGUUUCCGAACCGAACGAUACUGUCGGCUGUUGGCCGGAAGUGGUACUAAGCAAUGAGCAGUGUGAAAAAAGUGUGCAAUGUUUUCAUCGUUUGGUUUGUUUUGAAAGUUGUUGGAAGAAUCGUCUGCCUGCCGGAUGUCCGUGCCACAUGCCGAACGGUACCGGGACUGACGCGCGAACAGUUGGAACUGUGCUACAGGGCGAGCGAUGUGACAGCGGCGGCAAUCGAAGGACUCGAACUGGCCGUCCGCGAGUGUCAACAUCAGUUCCAGUGGCACCGGUGGAACUGUUCGUCGUUAAGCACCAAAAGCCGAAAUCCACACACGUCAAACAUGCUGAAGCGAGGCUACCGUGAGAGUGCCUUUGCGUACGCGAUCGCCGCGGCCGGAGUAACCCACAGUGUGGCACGAGCCUGCGCUCAGGGUCGAUUAAUUUCCUGUGGUUGUGAUCCAGCCGUGAACCGGAAGGGGAUGACCAAAUCACUGCGGGAAAGCUUGGAGAAGGAGAAGCUGCGGUUUCUGGACGCAAUCAACGAGAACAGUGUGCUGGUAGAUGACAGUUUCAAGAAGCUGAAAACUAAGCAGGCCAGUCGUUGGAAGUGGGGUGGGUGUUCUCACAACAUGGCGUUCGGUGCGGAAUUUUCUGAACUGUUUUUGGAUACAAGGGAAAAGGGUGGUGAUAUUCAAUCACAGAUUAAUCUACACAACAAUCAUGCUGGACGACGGGCUGUCUCCAACAAUAUGCAGGUUCGUUGUAAGUGUCAUGGAAUGUCCGGCAGUUGCCAGCUAAAGACUUGCUGGAAGUCGGCUCCGGAUUUUCGAAUCGUCGGAAAGGUUCUCAAGCAGCAGUACCGCAGGGCGAUUCUCGUGGAUCAGUCCAAUCUAGGAAAUGGACCACCAAUGAUCGUGUAUCACAAACCAAAGAAGCGAAAACAUACCCACAAUAUACGACCACCACGGCGUACCAAGGACAAGCCUCAUUUGCUGGUUCCGAUCAAUCGAACCAAUCGCAAGAUGGAGAAUGCUUUGUUCUACUACCAAAGAUCGCCCAACUUUUGCGAACGGGACCAGAUUUCGGAUAUUCCAGGAACGGUUGGUCGCCGGUGCAACCGAACCAGUGGCGGCAGCGAAGGAUGCGGCUCGAUGUGCUGCGGUCGAGGCUACAAUCUGGUCCGGGAGAAGCGAGUGGAUCGCUGCAACUGCAAAUUCCACUGGUGCUGCUACGUCGAGUGCGAUGACUGCGAAAUCGAGGAGUGGAUUAGUGUUUGCAAUUGAGGACAAAUUGUUCAGUGCCGGUUCCCCGCCUCCUUCGAUUGGCUCGGACCCGAGAAAUCGAGGCAGUUAUCAAGUUACGCAACAAUUGUGAAACAGUAUAUCGAAGAAGCUAAUCGGACCCGGCCGACUCUAUCGACAGGACGGCAGCGAAUCUAAAGUGAGAUAAAAAUUUAAUUGCACCCGCGUGCGUCGAAUGCUGAAGAUGGAAAACCGAAGGCCGGUGCUAGGAUAAGCGGCUCGUGUAGUUAGUAAGAAAUGAAAACGGUGAAUGCCCAUACGAACUGAAGUGAAUGGACAGUGUUGUUUAUGCUUGACAGAAACGAGCCGGGCGGAAUGCGUCCAAGUGACUUUAAUUAGUGUUUGAAUAAAAUAUUUUGACCAAACAUGAGCGCAUACAGGAAACCCGAGCAGUAUUACUUAGAAUGGAACAGAUUAAUCGAAAACUACUAACCGUAGCUAAUCGCAGUAUUUGUACAUUUAUUGACCUUUAUCGUAAUUCAUUUAAUUUUCAUUUCAGUCGAAUAGUUUAAUUUAUUUGUUCUUCUGUACCUGUAAAUAUCAUUCACAUUAGAACUAAGCUUGCAUGAAUUUGUACACAUAUUAGAUUAUGAUCGUGAGACAACCUUUAACGAACAAGAAAAGCUACCCACUUUUCCGUAAUACUUUGAGUUUCAAAUGAUUAAAUGAUAAGACAACCGAUAAAAAAAAUACAUGUGAGUAUUAACUAA